Molecule: messenger RNA, 1450 nt
Organism: Corticium candelabrum
Lineage: Eukaryota; Metazoa; Porifera; Homoscleromorpha; Homosclerophorida; Plakinidae
Exons: 3
Coding region: 36-1196 (386 amino acids)
Molecular function (GO): extracellular matrix structural constituent
Source: RefSeq, a predicted model, not a curated record
CUAGGCGAGGACUAAGGAGUGACGAGGGCGGAGCUAUGGAUAUUUGCAAACUGUGCAUUUGGGCAAGCAUCGCUCUUACAAACGCUUUGGAUGACGAAGCUGUCGUCUACGUGAACGACUUGGGAGGCAUCGAAGUGAAAGCAACCCUAGGAGGCGACAUCAAGCUGCUCCCUGGAUCUGGCGGUGCAGUCCACGUGGACAACACACGCCUGAUAACAGACGGAUUGAGAAUCGUCAACUUCACUGACAUCGCCCAAAAUGUGCACGAUCUGUGGAAAACAGUCAAUCUAUUGCAAACGGACAACAAACGGUUGUCUACAAAUUUAAAUAGUUCAAUGCAGGCGCUGCAGCAAAGGGUUCGAGUUUUGGAAAACGAAAACAAACAGUUGAGGACAGCAAAUGAGCAGCUGAAGCAAAAUGUGACGGCAGUAUCUAAUGCGACACAGAACCUCAAUCAACAAGCUGCAAGAGCACCCAUUGGCUCUCUUCAAAAUCCAGCACAGUCGUGCCAGCAUCUUCUGGAUACCGACAAGCAUGCACCCAGUGGUGAAUACUGGAUUCAACCUCAAGGGGCGAACAAAAUGCAAGUCUAUUGUGAGAUGGAUGUACGUGGAGGUGGAUUUACGUUUGUCUCAACCCGGGCAGUGACCGCUAGUGCAACAUCAUCAAGCAUAAGUCAGCUGAUGACCAACAAGUCGUCUGUACUCUUUCGUUUUGUGACUGAUAAGUUUGAGCAGUACUACUCAAUCGUCGAGCAACUGGACAAGUUCAAAAACAAGCCUUUGUCUGUUGCACAAAACAGUAAUGCUGGCUAUGCACAACCAAUCAACAAAGGCACAAUUGGUGCUGCAGGUUACCUAUUUGUUGGCGUACUCGACGCUGUGACAGCUAGUGUGAAAGGUACACUGCAGGGAUACAAAUCCAACGGAAUUCCAAUCACCUUCACCAACUGUGAUGGCAACCCGAAUUCAUACAUUGCCUUGUUUCCAAAUCAUGAUGAGUUGUCUCCAAGUUCAUAUCAUGUACCGCUUGGCUUUUUUAAUAGGUGGAGUAACACCUUUACUGCAAUACCAGCAAGUCUCAAGAUGCCUCGAAAGUAUUUCUUUUUCACAGAGAUGCACUUUGGAGGUUGUGGUGUUUACUCCUCCAGUGAUAAUUGGGGUUCCGUAACAGCAUCUGCCGUUGGGGUUCGUUGAUGCAGCAACAUGCAGCAAUGAAUCAAUGAAUGGAAAUGUAGACUACAAAAACAGGUUGUUAUUGCAUGCUUUCAUUUGUCAAUUAUUGCAACAUUGCCAUCUGAGGCGCUUCUUCUGUUCUACUGCAUGUCUGCUUUAGUGGUAACUUGAAAUUCCGGUUUUUAUAAAUUCAAUGUAGCAACUGCUUUAGUAUAUGCAUUGCUUUGGUAUCUGGUUCAGUAAGUCCUGAAGUCAGUAAGUUAUUAGACGGUUGU